AUGAAAUUGCUGAGCUAUACAACAAAAGGGGUCAGCUGGACUAAGAUUACUACUGAACAAACUCACAACUAUUCGCCACCCGGGCAUAGGAGAAAGCACAGCGAGAUUGAGGGCGUACAAGCAGGCUUUUGCGCGGUAAUAGCGCUGCUUUCUCGAGAAAGGUUUGCGAAGCAGCUGUAUAAUGAACACCCCUGUUUCACAGUACCUACUACUACCAGUUCCCACGUUGAAGAAGCACAUUUGCCGGAAAGCGAUUCAGUUCCGAGGACUAAAUGAAGGAUAAAGUGCAGUGCUUCAUCAAGGACCUGACACCGAGUUUGUAUGACAUGGGCAUACAAAAACGGCCACACAUUCUAAAAAACUGCACCGUUCAAAAUAUCGAGUAUGUAUAAGAG
Molecule: messenger RNA, 395 nt
Organism: Acanthoscelides obtectus
Lineage: Eukaryota; Metazoa; Arthropoda; Insecta; Coleoptera; Chrysomelidae
Source: the annotation of a GenBank genome assembly